AUGCCUCAGGCUUUCUCUACCAGGUGGUGCCCCACAUCAGAACAACUCAUGAUCCUUGAAGACAUGUACAGAGGAGGAAUACGCACACCAAAUGCGUUACAGAUCCAGCAGAUCACUGCUUACCUCUCCUUCUACGGAAAGAUUGAGGGCAAGAACGUGUUCUACUGGUUUCAGAACCACAAGGCUAGGGAAAGACAAAAACUCAGAAGGAAGAUGAGCAUGCACCUCCACCGUCAUUUUCACGUCGAUAGAGCUGCUGCCAAUUUAGGUCACGUGAAACAAAACCAGCAUUUCUUUCCCAACCAUGUUCAGGGAACGAGCAGAUCAGUAAUGAAUUUCGCCUGCAAGCUAGAUAACACCGGCCGUCCAGAGAUGAGGAGGCCGGCGACCGUCGAUGGUACUGGACUAAAGCACGAGUGGGUGAUCUUGGAGCUGGACCCUGCUAGUUACUGCCGUCCGUUGCGGACGCUGGACCUCUUCCCCGUCACCAGCACCGGUUUGAAGGAAGAGAAGACCGCAGGCACCGCCGCUGCAGCCGCCACCAGCACCACCACCAACCCUACGGCGUGCUCAUGUUCCAAAACUACAGACUAA
Nymphaea colorata (pocket water lily) is the source of this 594-nucleotide messenger RNA. Its product is annotated as WUSCHEL-related homeobox 3-like. Gene Ontology annotation, molecular function: DNA binding; DNA-binding transcription factor activity. The transcript has 2 exons. Bases 1 to 594 code for a protein of 197 amino acids. NCBI's taxonomy places the organism in Eukaryota, Viridiplantae, Streptophyta, Magnoliopsida, Nymphaeales, Nymphaeaceae. Gene Ontology annotation, biological process: plant organ development. The record is from RefSeq and is a predicted model, not a curated record.